AUGAAAGAAAUUAGAGAAGUUUGGGGUUCCAAUGUUGAUUCAGAGCUACAAUUCUUCAAUCAGUGUUUAGAGCAAUUUAAUUUCCUAUCUUUCGACACUGAGUUUCCGGGUUUUCUUCGAAACACUCCCCGGGAUGUGCCUGAGUCUCUGUGCUACAGUGAUUUGAAGUUUAAUGUCGAUUUGAUGAAGAUCAUCCAAUUGGGCAUCACACUUUCAGAUGGCAAGGAGAAUAUAUGUUUCACAUGGGAGUUUAAUUUUAGUGAUUUUGAUUUGGAGAAAGAUGCACAUGUCGAAGAAUCGAUUGAUCUUUUGAAGAAGUCUGGAAUCAAUUUUGAAAAGAUCAGGAAGGAUGGGGUAUCAAGGGAAGUUUUUGUGCCCAAAUUUUUGCGUAUCUUGUCACGACAUAGAAAUAUAAAGUGGGUCACUUUCCAUGGCCUCUAUGAUUUGGCCUAUGUUUUGAAACUGUUAUUGAACAAACCUAUGCCAAGAUCUUUAUUCGAGUUUGUGGAAGUGGCAUCCAUGGUAUUCGGGUGUGUGUUCGAUAUAAAAUUCAUGGCGAAACAUUGUAAUGGGUUACUGGGUGGUGAGAUUGGAUUGAAUAGAGUGGCGAAAAUAUUAGGCGUCGAGAGAAAAGGUACAACUCACAAUGCUGGUUCUGAUAGUCUCCUCACUGCCACUGUUUUUGAAAGAAUGAAGAUGAUGUCUGGGUUUCAAGAAGAAGUUUAUAGUGGAUGUUUAUACGGCAUCAGUACUCGUAUUGGAAGACGUAUGAAAAUGGUCCUUCAUUGCUAUUCUCCAUGGAUGAUUUUAGCUCCGGCCAGGCCUCCUCCUGCAGCCAUCUUUCGUGUAAGACCAGUUAUUUGUGCCGUGCCAAUUAUUUGUCCUGUACCGUGA
This is a messenger RNA of Mangifera indica (mango), 894 nucleotides long. Its product is annotated as putative CCR4-associated factor 1 homolog 8. NCBI's taxonomy places the organism in Eukaryota, Viridiplantae, Streptophyta, Magnoliopsida, Sapindales, Anacardiaceae. Gene Ontology annotation, cellular component: P-body; CCR4-NOT core complex; CCR4-NOT complex. The transcript has a single exon. Gene Ontology annotation, molecular function: nucleic acid binding; poly(A)-specific ribonuclease activity. The record is from RefSeq and is a predicted model, not a curated record. Bases 1 to 894 code for a protein of 297 amino acids.